CAGUUACGACAGCAGGGUUUUUUAUUCAACUCACUCGUGUCAAUGGUCUCCAUCAGUCCUCCUCUCGCUAGCAAGUCCUGCAACUCGCCCACUGCUGCAAUCGCUGUCAAUCGUCGCAGCGAUCUCCCUCACUCACGGAGCAAGAUAUAUGGCCAUUCCUCCUAUGGUGACUUUCGAUCAUAUUCAAAACAUGAACGAUAUUGCUCUCAAGCCUCAGUUGCUGCGCUCACUCAUAAGUGAACACUUGCCGGACAAGAAGCAUCCACUCAAAGGCCUUCCAAAGCUAUCCUAUGUUGUGUUUAUGGUCAAGACUCACCGACUGCUAUUGGAAUCUCUUGCUGCAAAAGAAAAUUUGCCGAAGGUGAUUGAGAACUGGAAAGCUGCCAUAGAUUCAUGGAUCAAUCACUUACUGAUGCUCGCAUCCAGCAAAAUGCCAGAUAAAUGCUGGAUUGGAAUAUGCCUGCUUGGAGUAACUUGUCAAGAAUGCAGUCCUGAACGUUUCCUGGCAUCAUAUUCCAUUUGGCUCCACAAGCUCCUAUUGAUUAUUCAGCAGACUCCAGCAGAUUCUCAGUUCCUGAAGGUGGCUUGCUGUGCCUCUCUGUUGGAUAUGAUCACAAGGCUGCGCAAAUUUCCAAGGGUAAAGAAAGAAGUAAACUCUGUGGCUGUAAAAGUUGUGCGAUCAGUUUUGAAGAUUCUGAAUGAAGAUAGCUCAGAAGCUUUAUUGGAAGGAGCUGUUCGAUUGCUGUCCACCUUUUUAACUUCCUUCCCUGCUUCCAUUAGUUGUUUUUAUGAUAGCGCUGAAUCUGCUGUUGUUUCAAAAAUUAUGUCAGGGAAGUGCAGUCGAAAAUUGUUGGAGGAGCUUGGUCAUUGCUUGGCAUUACUACCAAAAUCAAGAGGAGAUGAGGAUAGCUGGUCAUUAAUGAUGCAGAAGAUUUUAUUAUCAAUCAAUAUGCACCUAAAUGAUAAUUUUCAGGGUGUUGAAGAAGAAUCAAAAAGUAAUGAAGCUAUGAGGCUAUUGGUUCCCCCUGGAAAAGAUCCCCCUCCUCCCUUAGGUCAUCUAGCAGGAGAAGUGUCAGAACAUGGAACAAAAAGACCCGAGCCAUUGCAGAUAUCCACUAUCUCUAUCUUGAUGCAUUGUUGUUGUACAAUGCUUACAUGUUCUUAUCCUGUACAGGUAAAAGUUCCAAUCCAACAAUUGGUAGCCCUUGCUCGGAGAGUGCUGAUGGUUGAUGGGUCCUUGUCCCAAGCCUUAUUGUCUUGCAUUACUUCCAUGCAACAAGAACGCAUAUGUUCAGAACUUCCAGUUCUGCAUUUGUGCAGUCUGGAUCUCCUUGGUGCUGUCUUAGAGGGUGUGUUCAGUGAACUAUUACCACAUGUAGCAGAAAUUGUGCAGAUAUUAAAAGAAUAUUUCAAGAGAUGUGUAUUGCCAGAUCUAAGGAUAAAGGUCUACUCAAUAACAAGGAUUUUGCUGCUCUCCACAGGGGUUGGAACUGCAGUUUAUAUCAGCCAGGAUGUUAUCGACAAUGCCAUUGUUGAUUUGGACUCUAGUGCCCAUGAGGGUGGUGGAAUAUCUUCUAGUCCAUUUGCAAAGCCCUCCAAUGAUAUGUUGCUGCCCUUCCAAAAGAAACGGAAGCAGGCUAGUAUAGCCAAUUCUCUUCAAGAGCAGCCUGAUAGAGUUGAUCUAGAUGUGGGGAUGCCCAUAAACCCAGCCACAAUAUCAAUAAAGAUAGCUGCACUAGAGGCAUUAGAAGCACUCCUGACUGUGGGUGGUGCUUUGGGAGCUGACAGUUGGCGAUCAAGUGUUGAUUAUCUUCUUCUAAAUGUAGCUACAAAUGCAUGUAAAGGAGGAUGGGAAAACGAGGAAAAACGUGUUUUCUUUUCUAGUGAACAUGUCCCAACCUGGGCAGAUUUUCAGCUUGCAGCCUUGCGUGCAGUUUUGGUAUCUCUUCUUUCGCCUGCUCGUGCUCGGCCCCCAACUCUAGCCCCUAGUCUUGAGCUUUUCCGUAGAGGCAAGCAAGGAGCAGGAGGAAAACUUAACGAAUUCUGUGUUCGUGCACUUCUUUCCUUGGAAGGGCUCAUACAUCCUAGGGUGUUUUCGGUUCUUGAUCCCUCAUGCCGCAGCGUCUUCUUUGAUGAGUUUGACGGCAGGUCUCCACUUGUAUACGCAUAUAGUGGUAAACAAAAUGCCCCAGUUUCAAGCAGCAGCCGGGGAAAGAGGCCUGUUGAUUGCAUUGUAGAUGAUGAGGACUGCAACAACGACGAUGACGAUGAUCUGUACCAAAGUUGGCUGGCAAACGACGAGCAUGAGAUUCCGGCAACUGUCUCAGGAAGUGAUGGAACUAUUACUCUGAAACCUCCAGGGACACCCAGCUUUCCUCCUGUAGCUGAUUCUGGGAGUACUAGAGUUCUCGAAGGAAUUGAAGGGGAGUUAGCAUCAGCCAGUGCAGCUACGGGGAUGGAACAGCAAGGGGAUGAAGACAUGAUCAAAGCAUUCCUACUUGAAGAGGCUGCCACCAAGCGAGGCGAUCCAGCGCCUGCUGCAGAGCCAGCAGAAGACCCGGCGGCAGGCAGCAGCAGGAGGGAUGCCUUGGCAGACAGGGCUGACCCCGCGUUUGCCGCCGUCCAAUUGGAUACUGAAGCAGCAUCAUCAUCAUCAAUGGAGUCGCUUCCUGACAUCGUCGCCGCAGACCCAGAUUCUGACUAGGCUUUCCCAACUUAUGAAACAAGUAGUGUAGAUUGUAAUUGAAAUGUGGGUAAUAUGUUCUCAUGAUGGAUGAAACUUAAAACAUCUGUCCUUGGGUUGCUGUCCAGGUUAUGUAGUUUGUGUUGGGUGUUCUGCUUCUUCUGUUUAGACUUACAUUAGUGGUGUGUGAGACUCAAAAAGCAAAUAUUGUUUGGCCACUAGUCCUGAUUAGUCCCAUGUGUUUUAUACUA
Messenger RNA from Diospyros lotus (date-plum), 2934 nucleotides. RefSeq lists its product as uncharacterized. Gene Ontology annotation, cellular component: nucleus. Lineage: Eukaryota; Viridiplantae; Streptophyta; Magnoliopsida; Ericales; Ebenaceae. Gene Ontology annotation, biological process: rRNA processing. The transcript has 14 exons. The coding region runs from base 149 to 2704 and encodes 851 amino acids. The record is from RefSeq and is a predicted model, not a curated record.